Molecule: messenger RNA, 5194 nt
Organism: Adelges cooleyi (spruce gall adelgid)
Lineage: Eukaryota; Metazoa; Arthropoda; Insecta; Hemiptera; Adelgidae
Gene: lilli
Product: AF4/FMR2 family member 1
Exons: 16
Coding region: 483-4697 (1404 amino acids)
Biological process (GO): regulation of gene expression
Cellular component (GO): nucleus; super elongation complex
Source: RefSeq, a predicted model, not a curated record
CACACACACACACACAAAACGACGGCAAGAGGCGGCGGAUAACACUCAAUAUGGCUUCCGUACGAUUGGUCUCCGGUCGCGCGUCCGUUCGGUACCACUGCCAAGUGUAAAAAAAAUAAAUAAUUAAAAAUUUUACAUCAAUAAUCCGAUAGAUAUUUUUUACUCGACGGCUUGGCUUUUGGAUAAAAAAAAAAAAUAUUAUAGUAUUUUUUUCUCGCUUCACACGGUUAAACGCGAACGUGCCGCAUUCGGGUUGUGUAUAAUAAAAAAUAUUGUGUUGUGUGCUGGUCGGUGGUGUAUGUGUUUUGUGUUUGUUUUGUGCGCUCGUGAUAAGCCAUGUCCGAAAACCGUGGUUGUUGUUGUAGUGCGGUCGAGAUAAGGGCCAGCCCUUAAACGGCGUUCGUUCUUACCGGAUCUACCGGCCGUUAGACGAGGACCAGCGGUCGAACAGAACCAUAGCCGCCUGGAGAAAUCGCACCGAAAUGAGUUACCGGCCCAAACCUAACCCGUUCGACAGUCUCAGGAAUUCGCCGUCCAACAACAGCCGCGGCUACAUGUCAGCGAUGGAACGGGAAAAGCAACGAGAAAAAGAACGGCAGUCCCGUCAGCAACAAGUAUCCGAAAACAACGUCAAAGACAAAAAAGAACUAUUCGGGUCGCCGGUCAAGGUGGACGACUGUAACGACGACGAACAGAGUCAGCUGAUCCAGAGCCAGCUGGGCUCGUUCGACGACGCCAAACCGUUCCUGGCCGACCUGACGUUCUGCGGUAUCGCCGGCAUGCCGCCCAGCCCGGCGCCGCCGCCGCCCACGUCCGGCUCGCAUCACCAUUACCCAAAGUCGUCGGUCCACCAUCACGCGGCCACCGCGGCAGCCCAACAGUCGUCCCGGAGACCCGAAUCGCCGGCAUCCUCCACCGUCAAUGGCACGACGGCACCCCCUUCGGCGGCCGCCACGGCGUUCAAAAAGCCAACGGUCACGUCCCACGCCAUGUCCAGGUCGUUCCAGGCUCCGCUCAACCCGUCCAGGAACGGUCACUUUUUGAAACCUGGCGAAAUGAAACCGCCGUCGUACUCUUCCCUGGGCGGCCGAACGACAAGCACGGGCAGCAGCAGCAGCAGCAGCAGCAUGAGGAUCAACGGUCAUUCGUCAUCAUCCGGUUCUUCACACCACAGGCCGGCGCACAAGCCCAACCUUGCCGCCAUAUCGAAUAAUCAUAGUUCCGGCGAUAUCAAUACGCCAAGCACAAUCGAAGACAUUUUAAAAGAAAUGACUGUGGGUCUUCCGCUAGUGUCGGACAUCGCUGAAACGCCCAGAGUGACCAUCGUCGACUCCAAGUACACGGCCGACGGCAAAGUGGAACCGCAGCAGAGAAUGAGCCCCAAAGAUGCAUCGGAAAGCCUAAAGAAAAUGUUGGGCGACCCGCAACAGUUGUUCCCCGAUCCGGUGCACAGGUCGGCGCAACAAAUGCCGGCUUCGCACGUGUCGCCGGAUCCCGCUUCCAGCAUACCCAUGGACGCCAAACCGUCGGGACCUUACAACCAUUCGCUGUUUGCCUCGUAUAUGGUGAAACCUUCGGUCAGGGGGCCCAACAUCGUGCCACAAGCGCAACAGCCUCAGGAAUCGCAGCAAUUGACGUCGUCGCCGGUCGACAAGGGCCGUCGCAGUUCUACGUCGACAAAUGUGUUAUCGGAUAACGCCAACAAUUCCGGCAGAGCCGAAAAGGUGAGCAGCGAUAUGUCCGUGGACGAGGACAGCUCGUCCAGCGAGGAGGGCGAGAAGGACAGUAGUUCGGACAGCAGCGGAAGCGACAGUGAGAGCGGCGACGAGAAGAAAGAAGCACCGCCCAUGUCACCUCCCAGCCAACAGGAACAGGAAGAGGAACAGCCUAGAUGGUAUCUGAAAAACUUUUUGAAAAAGAGUACGCCCGACACCAACAACACCACCAGGACUUCUCAACAGGAGGAACCAUCCGGGUUGAGUGAUCCCAAAUCUAGUCCAGGUUUUCAGAGCCAAAGGUCCGAGGCGAUUGAACUGCUGUCCGAGAUGUCUGACUCAGACUCAAACCACAGCGAAAAACCAAAGAGCCAGUCAGAAUCAUCAUCAUCGUCAUCGUCCUCUUCAUCAUCGUCCGAUGAUGAAGACGAUAAAAAGAAAAAGACUUGUGAAAGCAGUUGUGAUAGUGAUUCUUCGUGCAACAGCCGUUCACGUGCGUUUGCCAAGCCCGUGACCGAUCUACACAAGAAAUACUCAGCGCUGGCCAAAUGUGAGAAGAAAGAACUAAAAAAGCCGUUGUUUAACAAACCAGUCAAAGCCACUUCGUCUGAAAGGAAACAGCAGUCAACACCGACGAUGGCUGUGCCCCCACCACCACCAGUGACGAUAAUAAAGGAAGAACCUACAGAGGAGCCGGUCAAGAAGAAGAGAGGUCGGAAGAAGGGGUCGACAAACGCACCCAAAUUACAGCCUUCUAAGAUCAAGUCGAAACCAGUGAUAUCAUCGGAUUCAGAAGACGAUGAUCCACCACCUAAGCCAGUUAAAACCAGCGAAAAGCGCAGAGGCCGUCCGCCAGGCAGCAAAAAAUCCAAAAGGGUGUCCGCCACCAGUGAAUCCGAAGAGUGGACUGACAAUAGCCGGAAGAGUCGAAAGCUCAAAGAGUCGUCACUUGACAAGAAGAAGUCAUCGUCGUCUUCUUCUUUGCAUUCGCACAUGCAAUCGGGGAAGAAAACACCAUCAUGGGAGAAGAAUCCACCCCAGAAACCGGUUGCUAGGGUCAGCGCUGCCUUGCGCACUGUCCGGUCUGUUUCCAGCAGCGCUGAGUCUGAUUUGUCCGAUGUGGAGUGCCGACCACACAAUGCUAUUUCAGGAGGCACAACUGAGAGCCCGCCCAAAUUGGAUGUGGAGGGCGUGAAGGUACAGGACAAGAAAAAGAAUGACACGCUGCGCAAGCUGUUCAGAACUCGUCGGGAGGAACCCAAAUGUGGAGGUAAGGCCAAAGGUGGCAAGGGUGGCAAAGGUGGCGUGAUCAUCAUCGACAAUAAUGAGGCCAUGCGCAACGACAACGAGCGAGUUAUUUCACCGGUGCCCGUCUUGCCGCCCGUUAUCAUCAAGGAACCCAUUGAAAAUGUAACGGCUCCUAUCCGAUUAAUGUGCAAGAUUCCAUUAGGCAAGCUGCGCGAUUUAAAUUACCUUCUAAAAAGCGGUCGGUCCGAAGAACUUAGGUGUCGUGCCGAUUUGGCCAACACCAGGCCAUGUGGAGACCAGGAGAAAAAACAAAAGCACAGACACCACAAACACCACUACAAGAGCAGCCCGUCUUCGUCGCAGACGUGUUUGGCAUCGGAAAAAUCCAAAACAAACGAAUCUCCAGCCAACGCUGUGGCGCCCACACAGCCCUUGCUUCAGUCUUCAUCUUCUGAAGGCUAUUCCAAAAGCAUGAUGGACAACGUGAACGUCUGGCGUAAACCCACUUCUGUGUGUGCCGUCAUUCCUGAGGCCAAAGUGAAACCACUUGAGCACAUGCCUACAAACACAAUGUCGUACAUGCCACGACAACCGACGACCAACGGUCUCAUGCAUUCAGUGUCCUACGAUGAUUCGUCUGAAGAAGAAGACAGUGGUCCACCGCCAUUUCAUUCAUUCGGUGGGCCCGUCCAGAUCAUGGACCCACGGUACAAACGUUCCCUAGAACUAGAUCAGUAUCCGAGCACUGCGUCCAAAAGGAGGAAAUACAUGACCUCUCCCGGUACUGCCCAACUGGCCAGGUAUGCUUUACAUGAAGUACCCGUACCGACUCCUCCUAGACAACCGUCAUGGCGCUUGCAGUCCAUGCACCAUCAAUGUCCACCCAGAAAAAGGUUCUUCUCAUAUUUUGUUCCCGAGUAUUACCCGGAAAACAACAUGCACCAAGAAGUGCCAUUGAAAGAAGCACAAGCGCUGACCAAACUUGCUGAAUACGAACCCGACCCGAUCACGCAGGAAAUGAAGUACCUGGACGGUAUACUGUGUUUUGUUCUCAGCGGACACUUGAUGGAGAAUGACGGCACCAGAGAACGAGCCGUGCUCAAGAUCUAUAACGACACCAUAGACUUGAUCAAAGUGAUUUGGUCAAAAAUCUACAAUUACCGCGCAGACUGUGAUCAAGAAGAACUGGACGAGAUAUUUGAGUUAGCUGACAACCCAGAAAAAGACAAUAGGCUCUUAAUACUGUGGAUGAGGUGUUUGAGUUUCUUGAGGUUAAAACUGUUCAAGCUGCUCAACUAUCAAAACCGAACGAACUACAAGACUGUUCAGCAACAUUUUCUUAAGACUGUGGGCGUGAGUCCCAUUUCACCCUCUCCGUCUCCGGCCAGCUCGGUGGAGAGCCACUCGUCGGGCUACUGCAGCAGCAACAUUACGCCAAGUGCGGCAGCAGCGUCUGGAGCAGCUACCGGAACCAUAUCUGUGCCUAUGAACGUUCACAACUCGUUAUACGCCGAACACCAGCUGUACUGUCAUCUUGCUGCAUCGCACGACAUGUGGCAACGAGCCGAUCUUUUGGUGAUGCGUGGAAAGCAUACUCCAGAUUUCUUCAUCGAGAUGGAUCGUCACUGUGGUCCCCUGACGUUGCACAGUACAGGCUAUGAUCUCACCCUGUAUGCUCGCAUAGCCAUAUCCCGCAUGAGAUCUGAAUUCAACAUUAAGAACUACCUUCCAUGAUAUUUAGCCAACACCAUCAUCGUGCCACACGAUGGUGAAGUGGAAACAAUAUUUUGUCCCGGUACACUAAGACAGCCGCCAUGCUCUGUGCAUACAUCAUCAGUACUUUAGACUUAAGUCGCUGAUGAUUCAUCGUUAACCUUUCUUAUCGAUUCGUCUUUAUUUCGCAAAAAAAAAAAUUAUAUUUAAAUAAAAAAACCACUAUUUAUUUAUGUAGACAACUGUAGAUGUAUAAUGUACAUACAACUUUUGUACAGCAAUAUUCUAAUUUUCUUCGUUAAUUUCUGUUUUUUUUUUUGUUUAAUUUGUUUUAUCUGCAGAAAGCAAUUAUUCAUCAAUAUAUAUAUAAAUAUUUUUACAUUUAAGUUAUAAUAUAUAUAUGUAUAUGUAUAUUAUUUAUAAAUAUAUGUUUAUAAUAAACAUAAAGUUUCAAAAGCCAUUUGGUACUAAAUAAUAAAAAAAACGAUACAUAUAUUUAAUUAAUAUUGGCAGUUUUA